Molecule: messenger RNA, 10280 nt
Organism: Coregonus sp. 'balchen'
Lineage: Eukaryota; Metazoa; Chordata; Actinopteri; Salmoniformes; Salmonidae
Source: the annotation of a GenBank genome assembly
AUGAAUCCAUUAUUGGGGGAGAACGCGUUCCUGGUUCAGCAACAGCAGCAUAACCAGAUGGGGAGCCAUUCUAAUUCUUCCAUGACAGGCCUAGACUCAUACGGUGCAUCUGACUCAGGCUUCAUCUUGGGCGAGCACACCGUGUUUGGACAAGAUGGGAUAUCUGGCCUGGACUUUAAUGCGCUGCCACCUUCGGGACUCGCGUAUCUGCACCAGAACAACAUGCACCGUGCGCCACCACCCCCCGCAGCGAUGGCCCUGCGUAACGACUUGGGCUCCAACAUCAGUGUUCUCAAGACCUUGAAUUUGCGCUUCCGUUGCUUUUUGGCUAAAGUUCAUGAACUAGAGCGUCGGAAUAAAGUUUUGGAGAAGCAGCUUCAGCAGGCUUUGGAGAAUAAUGAGGACAAUUCAGAACGACACGGGAAAAAGCCAUUGACUAAGGAAAUGGGAGUCCAGACUGGUUUCGUAGGGCCCAUUGCAGUUAGGCCCGGACAUAUCCCACUCCAGAACAUCAAUAACUCUGCAUACCUGCCCGGGGGUCUUCUCUCUCCAUCACUCAACAGGCCUACAACUCCCUCCUUUGAGUCCAACAGCAAAUCAGUAUUUAGGAACUUGACUCUUACUGACUCGAAUUCCGACCUCAAUUCCAACCAACUCACUCCACAUAUAUCCAUCAGUCCUUUAUUAACCCCUACUGAUCCUUCCAAGACUAUAUCCAACAUUAACGAGAAAUAUGUCAGUUCUGGGACUGGUAUGUCUACUAACCCGCCUCCCCAGUUCCUUCCUGGCACCGUUUGGUCCUACAACCACGACCGCAGGUUUGGCGCGUGGAGAGAGUCGCGUGUAACGGGCACGGGUGUGCCUUGUGCCCAAACGGACGGAGUAGGUGUUCAAAUCGACACCAUCACCCCUGAAAUACGGGCCCUGUACAACGUAUUGGGCAAGGUGAAACGAGAAAGGGAUGAGUAUAAACACAGGUAUUUAGCUGUUUAACUUUUAUAAUUAAAGGCCUGGGGCCUAUGUUAUUGUCACCUGUAGGCCUGAUGUGUGAUGUCAUUUAUUGUCUCUCUAGCCCACUAUUAUUAGGGCAACACCCCUAGUCCAGGAUUGGCCAACUCUCCUCCUGGAGAGCGAAGGGGUGUCCAGGCUUUUGUGCCAGCCCUACUCUAAUCACACAUCCGGUUCUACUAAUCAGUGAUCCUGUUUAUAGUUACAGAUACCAUACAAUCUCAGUGUCCUUCUGACAAAGUCUUGGAAUAUAAAAGUGGUUUUGUCAUAGAAAACUAGAACAAUGAUUGAGUUGGAGAUAUUGUCUAUUAGGAUUUGUAUCAAUUUACAGUGGGUUUUCCUAUUACAAAUGUGGAGUGCAAUGUAUCUCAACUAACAGUAGCCUAUUUUGAGCCUAUUCAGCCAUUGUGUGUUUUUGCUUUCUUCAUACCAAAUUACACCCCAGAACCCAAGAAAAUAACAUUACAUCAUCAUGCAAGGUCUACAUGAGUUGCAUGCGUAUCUUGUAAUAUAAGGCAGAGCUACUGUAUAUUACAGGCUUUACAGUUGUCCAGCUUAUGAUCAUGCUGCAAAUGUACUAUGUAGCUUAGAACUGAGUUGAAAUGAAGAGACAUCUGUUUUGUUGUUUUUGUCAUCGUCAUCAUCAUCAUCAUCAUCAUCAUCCUCAUCAUCAUCAUCAUCCUCAUCAUCAUCCAUAAGAUGGCUUCUGGUUACUGUGUAAAUCUUGAAGUGUUUUAGCUGCUCUACUUUUUGUCUUCAAAUUGCCCCUGUACUUCCCAAAUGAUAUGCCAUUACAAGGCUUCACUAUAGGCUUGUAGGGGAUCAUAGUUUAAACAGUUAAUCACAGCAUUUAAAAGAACAGCACUGGCCAAUCUCUUAUCCAAUAGGAGGAUUAUCAAGAGAGGGCCGAAUAGGCUGGGGAGAAGUCAGCAGUACACUUCUUUUUUUUCUCUCUCUCUCUCUCUCUCUCUCUCUCUCUCUCUCUCUCUCUCUCUCUCUCUCUCUCUCUCUCUCUCUCUCUCUCUCUCUCUCUCUCUCUCUCUCUCUCUCUCUCUCUCUCUCUCUCGCUCUCUCUCUCGCUCUCGCUCGCUCGCCUCCGCCCCUCUGCGUUUUGUCUCAGCACCUGCAAUGCAGCACUGUACUGAAAGCUGUGACCGCUAGUGGUGCCACCAGAGACUGUUCACAUUAUUCUCUCUCUUUUUCAUGUUCCCUCUUUCUCUUCCUCUCUCUCUCUAUCACUCCAUCUCUUUUUCACUCACCCCCUCUCCCACUAUUUCUCUCUCACACACACAAACUCUCUUUUCCGUUCUCUUUCGCUCUCUCUCUCUCUCACCCCCUCUACCCAUCCCGUACGAGCACUCGCCCUCUGCAGCAUCCGUGAGAAGACGCUGACAUCACUAAAUGACAUCAGUAACCUUUCCUACAGCCUAUAGUCCACUGUCUGAAUGUUAAUGGGAACAAGGCAACAUCAUCUCUCUCAGUUUACAAGCCUCUAUGACCUGCCAGCCGAAACACCCUCCUGUAAUUCUCUUUUAUUGAGAAGGUCAAAUGGCUUAACACGGGAACAUUUCCAAUCAUCUGCCUUAGAUCUCAUUAAAAACAACUGUCUCAUAAUAAUACAAUAUCAUACAAUUGGUUUUUGUGUAAUGAGUCUCCAGGGGGCUGUGGGAAGAUAGAAUAGAAUAGAAUAGAACUUCAUUUUCCUUUCAACUAAUAAAGAGUAUACCGUUAAUAGCUUGUACAACUUACAAGUAUAGCAUUAACAACAGGCUACUGUAUACACUGCAGACUGAUAACAGUGCGUAUAGGUAACAUGCAAUAUGGCACAUGCACCCUCCUGGGUUAGGCCACUUCACCUUCUGUAAGUGUUGCAGCAGCGUGCUCUACAGGCAUACUGCAUAGUGUCCUGUUGCGUGACGCAGCUGAGGAAGGGAGAUUAGGCGCACAACAUGGAUACAAACACCAUCAAACUUUAUUGAACCGCAUGAACACAACACUGUAGCCUAUAGUAGAUGGUAUUAGGCUCUCUGCCUGGUUUCUGGUUUCUGUCUCUAACUUUGACAAAGCUAUCUUACUCAGUCACAGAUGGUUGUAAUAAUUGAGGUUCUAGAAUAGCCUAAAUAGACAAUAAUGGCUAUUGUGGGAUUGAACUGCUGGGUGUCUAAUUGGAAGUUGUGUCUUUGCAUCUUUGAUACUGGCUGUCUGGAAGUAGUGUCGUUAUAACAGUGGGGGGGUUGACGUCAUUACUGUUCCCAAAAGAGAAGAGACAGUGAUGAUGGUGUGUGAUGCUGUGAUGAUGACUUCCUCAUCAAUCUCCAUUCUCAUCUAUAUGAUCACUGUGUGUGUGUGUGUACGUGUGUGUAUGUGUGUGUGUGUGUGUGUGUGUGUGGGGGGGGGGGGGGGGGGGGGGGGUUCAAUAGAUGGGAGGAAGAAUACACAGUCAGAGUGGACCUCCAGGAGAAAGUGACUGAGCUGGAGGAGGUAAGCCCAUAGCUGUGUCAAUGAUAAAGGGCAAUCUGCGAUUGCUACAUACAUUUUUUAAUUAUUGAUAUAUAGCCAUUGAUUCUUGAAUAAUAAAACAUAUAAAUGCCUCAUGAGCUUAGUCCAACUGUCUAACCCCCUCAGAACCCAAAAUACAUUGAACAAAAAUAUAAACGGAACUGACUGCAGGAAUGUCCACCAGAGCUCUUGCCAGAGAAUUGAAUGUUCAUUUCUCUACCAUAAGCCGCCUCCAACAUCAUUUUAGAGAAUUUGGCAGAACAAAUGUGUAACGAUGCCAGCCCAUGACCUCCACAUCCGACUUCUUCACCUGCAGGAUCGUCUGAGACCAGGCACCCAGACAGCUGAUGAAAUUGAGGAGUAUUUAUUUCUGUAAUAAAGCCCUUUUGUGGGGAAAAACGUAUUCUGAUUGGCUGGGCCUGGCUCCCCAGUGGGUCGGCCUGGCUCCCAAGUGGGGGGCAUAUGUCCUCCCAGGCCCACCCAUGGCUGCGCCCCUGCCCAGUCAUAUGAAAUCAAUACUGUAACUCAGCAAAAUCUUUGAAAUUGUUGCAUGUUGCGUUUAUAUUUUUGUUCAGUAUAUAAGCAUGUUUUACUCCAUUGUUUGUAAACAAUGUAAUUGUAAACAAACACUGUAUAGCUUUAAAACAUGGUAAAACUAAUUUUCAGGUCAUGGAUGGUCAGUCCUUGUGUCCAUAGCACUGUCUAUGAAUUUGAUAGUGGUUACAUUUCUCCAGCCCCAUCCCUAAGCUGUUUACCUAAAAAUGAGGAGGGUGGAUGUUUUGUUAUUGUUUGAACUGCAGAUUAUCCCUUUAAUAUUUCACAUCCCAGUAACAUUAUGAUUCCACUUUAGAUCAGCUGGGUUGAUUAUAAAGUAGUAGUAGAGAGCGUAUUUUGUAACUUGAGCUACAGUGGGGGAAAAAAGUAUUUAGUCAGCCACCAAUUGUGCAAGUUCUCCCACUUAAAAAGAUGAGAGAGGCCUGUAAUUUUCAUCAUAGGUACACGUCAACUAUGACAGACAAAAUGAGAAUUUUUUUCUCCAGAAAAUCACAUUGUAGGAUUUUUAAUGAAUUUAUUUGAAAAUGAUGGUGGAAAAUAUUUGGUCAAUAACAAAAGUUCCUCAAUACUUUGUUAUAUACCAUUUGUUGGCAAUGACACAGGUCAAACGUUUUCUGUAAGUUUUCACAAGGUUUUCACACACUGUUGCUGGUAUUUUGGCCCAUUCCUCCAUGCAGAUCUCCUCUAGAGCAGUGAUGUUUUGGGGCUGUCGCUGGGCAACACGGACUUUCAACUCCCUCCAAAGAUUUUCUAUGGGGUUGAGAUCUGGAGACUGGCUAGGCCACUCCAGGACCUUGAAAUGCUUCUUACGAAGCCACUCCUUCGUUGCCCGGGCGGUGUGUUUGGGAUCAUUGUCAUGCUGAAAGACCCAGCCACGUUUCAUCUUCAAUGCCCUUGCUGAUGGAAGGAGGUUUUCACUCAAAAUCUCACGAUACAUGGCCCCAUUCAUUCUUUCCUUUACACAGAUCAGUCGUCCUGGUCCCUUUGCAGAAAAACAGCCCCAAAGCAUGAUGUUUCCACCCCCAUGCUUCACAGUAGGUAUGGUGUUCUUUGGAUGCAACUCAGCAUUCUUUGUCCUCCAAACCCGACGAGUUGAGUUUUUACCAAAAAGUUAUAUUUUGGUUUCAUCUGACCAUAUGACAUUCUCCCAAUCCUCUUCUGGAUCAUCCAAAUGCACUCUAGCAAACUUCAGACGGGCCUGGACAUGUACUGGCUUAAGCAGGGGGACACGUCUGGCACUGCAGGAUUUGAGUCCCUGGCGGCGUAGUUUGUUACUGAUGGUAGGCUUUGUUACUUUGGUCCCAGCUCUCUGCAGGUCAUUCACUAGGUCCCCCCGUGUGGUUCUGGGAUUUUUGCUUACCGUUCUUGUGAUCAUUUUGACCCCACGGGGUGAGAUCUUGCGUGGAGCCCCAGAUCGAGGGAGAUUAUCAGUGGUCUUGUAUGUCUUCCAUUUCCUAAUAAUUGCUCCCACAGUUGAUUUCUUCAAACCAAGCUGCUUACCUAUUGCAGAUUCAGUCUUCCCAGCCUGGUGCAGGUCUACAAUUUUGUUUCUGGUGUCCUUUGACGGCUCUUUGGUCUUGGCCAUAGUGGAGUUUGGAGUGUGACUGUUUGAGGUUGUGGACAGGUGUCUUUUAUACUGAUAACAAGUUCAAACAGGUGCCAUUAAUACAGGUAACGAGUGGAGGACAGAGGAGCCUCUUAAAGAAGAAGUUACAGGUCUGUGAGAGCCAGAAAUCUUGCUUGUUUGUAGGUGACCAAAUACUUAUUUUCCACCAUAAUUUGCAAAUAAAUUCAUUACAAAUCCUACAAUGUGAUUUUCUGGAGAAUUUUUUUUUCAUUUUGUCUGUCAUAGUUGACGUGUACCUAUGAUGAAAAAUUACAGGCCUCUCUCAUCUUUUUAAGUGGGAGAACUUGCACAAUUGGUGGCUGACUAAAUACUUUCCCCCCCCCCACUGUAUAAAGAACUAUAAAUUAAUUAUUCAAUACACUGCCCAUUUUGUUUAUUAUGCGUACUUAUACUCAUAGUCAGUUAUGUUAUGUCAUAAAUGCAAUGCAAAUGAGGCUCCUUGUGUGUGUGUGCGUGUGCGUGUGCUUGUGUGUGUGUGUGUGUGUGUGUGUGUGUGUGUGUGUGUGUGUGUGUGUGUGUGUGUGUGUGUACGUACAGGACCUCCAGGAGAGCGAGGUCUGUCAGGAUGAGCUGGCCCUAAGGGUGAAACAGCUGAAAGCUGAGCUGGUCCUCUUCAAAGGUCUUAUGAGCAACGUGAGUGCCUCAUAGCACUGUUGGGAUAGCUCACCCCAAAUUCAAGCUGUUGAGAUUUAUAUACCUCAAAAGUAGUGGAAUAGGAAUUUAGCUCUACUCACUUUUGAGUUACAAAAUCUCGAAGAAAAUACUUUUAUGGUAUUGGUACAGUUUACUUCGAAAAUGUCUUUUAAAAUACAAAUAAGAUUUGGGAACACAUAUUUCCUUUUGCGAGUGUCACUCACUCUCCUCUCUUUCGCUCUCGUCUAUCAGAACCUGUCGGAUCUGGACAGUAAGAUCCAGGAAAAGGCCAUGAAGGUGGACAUGGACAUCUGUAGACGUAUCGACAUCACAGCUCGCCUGUGUGACGUGGCCCAACAGAGGAACUGUGAAGACAUGAUCCAGAUCUUUCAGGUCAGAACCGCUCAUAGGCCACUAUACUACUAACUAUACUAUCUGUUAAGUAGCCCCUAGACACUGAUUUAAGGUCAGCUUAGCAUAAUGGUUAAGUGUAGGAUUUUUCCAGGGUAAGCUGAUUCUAGAUCUGUUGGAGCAAUCAUCGAUUAGUAUAAUUACGACAGGACUGAAUCUGUGGAGGCAUGUCCACUCAUAUCUUCUAGGCCAAAAGUGGAUGGGAAUUAGAGAUGGCGUCUGCCAUACCUGUGUUAUUACACCUUAAUAACAUGUUAAUUACACCUUUAUUACACUGCUAUUACACAGUUGUUACACCUUUAUGUAGCAGAUGGCCACACCUCCUUCCACUCUGACCCGCCGGCCCCGGAAGCAGGCGGCCCAAUCGGUUAACGGGGACGAACCAACCAGCAUCUCUGAGAGCGAGGCGGGCAAGGAUGAGGAGUCGUGUAGCACGUCAGCCAAUCAGAUCAAUGAGGAAAUGCAGAGGAUGCUGAACCAGUUGUGAGUUUUCUGGGCUGCUCCUUAACUAUUAGGAUAUGGUCAGCAAUCGAGGUCUGCUAAAGUCUCAAACAUCACACCUGGAGAGCCACUCUGUACGAACACACUUAAUUCAAAAGCUUGUGGUCUCAAUUUCAGACCAUGAUUAUUUGAAUCAAGACUGUUAGAGUUGGGCUGGAUAAAAAUCCUGCACACUGCUUAUCUCCAGGACUAAAGUCUGUCACUUGUAAGCCAUGAGUGGACCAGAGUCGGCCAGUGAACUAUAAAUAGAUGUACAACUAGUAAGCCAUACUAUUGUUGGUCUUGCAGGAGGGAAUGUGAGUUUGAGGACGACUGUGACAGCCUGGCCUGGGAGGAGACUGAGGAGACUCUGCUGCUGUGGGAGGAUUUCCCAGGAUACACUCUGGGAGCAGUGGAGACCCAGGGAGAGGUAAGCCAUUAUACUUGCCACUAGUCACUGGCUGAUCUAAGAUCAGUUUUGUAUUUACCAAUGUAAUGGUUAAUGUUAGGAGCUGGCUAGGUUAAGCUGAUCCCAGAACUGUGUUAAAAGGCAUGUUUUAACCUAAGCCACUGUACUUCCUGCUUGUCAAUCAUUCUUAUGGUUGGGCUGCCGUGUCUGUGUGUCUGUGUCCUACUUAACACAUUGUAUGUACAACUGUGACAUUGGCAUGUCCUGAUCCCUGGAUCACAGUGUAAUGCAGAUAAGCUGGUAGCACACACACACACAGACACACGCUUAUCUUGAUUUACCCUGGUACUGUUAGUCAUUCUCAUUCACAAUCUGGUUAGUCAAGAGUGGACAAUUGAAAAAAUAGUGACAAUGUUUUAAAAUCUGUAGACAGUCUCAAAAGAAAAAUAAUCUCAGCCAUAGAGACACUUUGGAAUUGAGCUGUGCUUAUGCAAUGGAUGGGCAGUGUAUUACAUUUCCAUAAACUGAUUGAAGUUUAUUUCAUCCAAUCAAAUCAAAUCAAAUUGUUAUUGGUCACAUACACGUGUUUAGCAGAUGUUAUUGCGGGUGUAGCGAAAUGCUUGUGCUUCUAGCUCCGACAGUGCAGUAAUAUCUAACAAUUUCACAACAUAUACCCAAUACACACAAAUCUAGUAAAUAAUGGAAUUUAAGAAUAUAUACAUUCAUCUCAUGUAUAUUAGGCAAAUUAGCACAAACCAAUGUUUUCUCUCUCGCUCUCUUUCACACACACACACACACACACACACACACACACACACACACACACACACACACACACACACACACACACACACACACACACAGCAGCAGGAGGAGUCCAUAGAGAAGGUGAUACAAGACACAGAGUCCCUCUUCCAGACCAGAGAGAAGGAGUAUCAGGAGACCAUCGACCAGAUCGAGGUGAGACACACACACACACACACACACAUGUACACACGCACGCGUAAACAAAGCCCUUUUCUAAGCACCAGUUUUCCAGUGGCUGUUUGUACAAUAUAAGGACUUUGCUGCAUGAGGCUAUUUAUAAGCCUGCAGAGAGCGAUGAAGCACUACUGUAAACAGAGCCAUAAAUACAUAGAAGUUUCUCUGGGAUUAUUAUGGAAAUAUUAUGGAAAUAAACAAGUCAGCCGUUCCAUAUGCUUACAUGAAUCACUGUUGAAAUGAGUUCCUGUGUAGAUGAUAAGUUAAAAUGAAGUAACAAAUUAAAGGUAGGUCUUUUUUUAGAAGAAAACUUUUUUCCCAGAUGUCCUCCUCUUGUUCGCUAAAUUGCUAAAUUCUCUGUUACCUGUGGCAACGAUAAGGACAAAUACAAUCAACCAAAAAGAAAACACAGAAAAGAAAACAAGAUUUAUGCAAAUGACUGCGGCCUUUGGUUUUGCACUUGCAAAGAUCCUGCCCCUCAUUACUCAAAGAAUGUUGUGGUGACACUUUAAACCUGAGCGCAAACUUACAGUAUGGAUUGUCUUACGUUGUGUCGCCACAGUUGGAGUUGGCCACGGCUAAGAGUGACAUGAACAGACACCUGCACGAGUACAUGGAGAUGUGUUCCAUGAAGCGAGGCCUGGACGUGCAGAUGGAGACGUGCAGGAGACUCAUCACCCAGAGUGGAGACAGGUAUCAGACACCUCUGCAUGGUGCUGAACACUCUAAACGCUCAAAAAGAUACCCUAGGUAUGAGAUAUCAGUAUAAGAUACCUGUAUGAGAUAUCCAAACAGUCAAAGAGAUACCCUAGAGAUACCUAGAGAUACGGCUGGUAUUAGAUACCAGAAAGAGGUGAAAGAUAGCAAGUUGUAUGAGAUCUAUGCUGUAACUGUGAAUACUCUCGCAGGGUGACGCCAAGCACCGUUCAUUUGUAAUCAUCUAACAAUAACCCAUGUAACGAAAUACAAUUCUUAAUGUAUGAAAUAUGCACCUGGUGAUGCAUCUAUUAAACGUGUUUUUUAUUUUUUUAUUCACUACAGUACAGGUUAACUCUUUAAUUCUCCCAACUGUACUGAUACUGAUAGAUUUCAUAUAUUAGAAAGACGUGGGCGUAGGUCUAUGAAAUACUAGGCAGACAGAGAUGCUAGUGACAGAGGCACAAUAUUAUAUUCCAUGAUGCCAGAAGGAUAAGUACAACAUUUCAUACAAUGAAAGUGAUAAACAUAUAAGAUUGUAGACAGUGGAGAAUGGAGAAUACAGGUGCUGUCAUUAGCCACACUGUACCACACUGUACUAUCAUUACAUUGACCUGUCUGUGAGUAUGGUAGCCUGGUCCCAGAUCAGUUUGUGUCGUCUUGCCAUCUCUUAUGGUCAUUAUUACACCAAUGACCAUAGGAGCUGGCAGGACGGCACAAACUGAUCUGGGACCAGGCUAUGAGUACGGACCGUUGAGUCAUCUUGUCUCAAGGUCAUUGCCUGUUGUAUUGACUCCACCUAUUUGUCUCCCUUUCAGGAAAUCUCCCCCUCUCAUUACUGCAGCAAUGGAGGACUCUGAUGACGGCGAGAAGGAGAGGAAUAAGGCGUCCCCACCCGCAGACUCUGAAAGUGAUGAACCCUACUGUGACACAGAGGUUAAUAGUGGUACCGUCCCUCACUUACCAUGGAGGAAGUCCUAA